Messenger RNA from Pelmatolapia mariae (spotted tilapia), 4430 nucleotides. It is a transcript of the gene frmd4ba, whose product is annotated as FERM domain containing 4Ba. Gene Ontology annotation, molecular function: cytoskeletal protein binding. Gene Ontology annotation, cellular component: adherens junction; cytoskeleton; bicellular tight junction. NCBI's taxonomy places the organism in Eukaryota, Metazoa, Chordata, Actinopteri, Cichliformes, Cichlidae. The coding region runs from base 133 to 3366 and encodes 1077 amino acids. The transcript has 24 exons. The record is from RefSeq and is a predicted model, not a curated record. Gene Ontology annotation, biological process: establishment of epithelial cell polarity.
CCUUUAAGCUUGUUGCUCUCAAGCAAAACAAAGUGGUCCGCAGAUCAGCUCUUCUACUCAUUCUGAAAGUGCAAGGUGUCACCAGUAGAAGAAGAAAGAAAGGUGGCCAGCGGGGAGAAAGAGCGCUCGGACAUGGCUGUGCGUGUCAUACGUGGGAUGGAGGAUCUGGUGGCAUCGGGUAGCCAGCUUGUCUGGAGCCUGGCGCAUCAGACACUGAGGAGCUGGUACAAUCGUGGGCUGAUGCCAUGCAGACGCUUCCUAGAAGCCUGGUUCAGGAUUGGGAAAUGCUACCAGAUGACAGAGGGCCGCCUGUGCCAAGUUCACCUCCUUGAUGACCGCAAGCUGGAGCUGCUGGUUCAGCCCAAGCUUUUGUCCCGUGAACUGCUAGAUCUGGUAGCGUCACAUUUUAACCUGAAGGAGAAAGAGUACUUUGGAUUGUGCUUCAUAGAUGACACUGGCCAGAGUAACUGGCUCCAGCUAGAUCGUAAAGUCCUCGAUCAUUACUUCUCCAAGACUUCAGGGCCUUUGGAGCUCAAGUUCCUUGUGAGGUUUUACAUUGAGAAGAUCACCCUCUUGAAAGAGAACACAACAGUGGAGCUGUUCUUCCUAAAUGCUAAAUCUCUAGUGUUUAAUGAGACCAUUGAAGUGGAGAGUGAAAAUGUGUUCAAGUUAGCCGCGUUCGCAUUGCAGGAGGCCAAAGGAGAUUACAGCAGUGCUGAAACUGCUACAUCAGACCUGAAACAGCUACCAGUCCUGCCCACCAGAGUAUUAAGGGAACACCCGUCUCUCAAUUACUGUGAGGAAAAAGUGAUUGAACAUUACAAGAAGCUGAUAGGACUGACCAGAGGGCAAGCCAUUGUUCAGUAUCUGGCCCUGGUGGAGUCCCUGCCAACAUAUGGGGUCCAUUAUUACCCAGUGAAGGACAAGCAAGGAAUACCGUGGUGGCUGGGAGUCAGCUAUAAAGGCAUUGGCCAGUACGAUUGGCAGGAUAAGCUGAAACCUCGACAGUUGUUUCAGUGGAAGCAGUUGGAGAAUUUGUAUUUCCGUGAGAAGAAGUUUUCAGUGGAAGUGAACGAUCCACACAGAAGAACAGUGACCAAGCGAACCUUUGGACAGUCUGGCCUGGUUAUUCACACGUGGUAUGCCAGCCAUUCACUGAUUAAAACCAUCUGGGUGAUGGCCAUCAGUCAGCACCAGUUCUACCUGGACAUGAAGCAAAGCAAAUCAAAGAUGACCACUACCAGGAGUUCAGGAGACAUCGCAGUAGACCUCACUGAGAUCUCCGCCCCCCGGAUCACUAAACUUUCCAGUAUUGAGAGCAAAAAUCACCUAAUAAUGGCCAGCAAUGGAAGCCUCAUCUCAACUGGUUCUGCUGACUCUGAAGUCAGCGAGGAACAGAAGAAAGAGAAGAUCACUGAAUUAAAAAAGAAGGAAAAGGAACUUCAAGACAAACUGUCAGCGAAACUUGAAGAACUGAAAAAGAUCUGUUUAAGAGAAGCUGAGCUUACAGGAAGAUUGCCUAAGGAAUAUCCCCUGGCCACAGGUGAGAAGGUUCCUCAAGUGCGACGGCGUGUUGGGACAGCCUUCAAACUGGAUGAUCUUUUCCCCUAUGAUGAGGAUCCACAUCUGAGGAAUCUGGAGAGUCGGUUUGCCUUGCAGCAAAAGAUUGUGGAAGCAGCCAUGAAGCUAGCCAAUGAGGCUGACCUGUGCAAGACUGUGAAAAGGAAGAGGAAACACAACUAUCUUGACGCUAUGAGAAACCUGGAAGAGAUUGAGAAGCAGAUCAACGACUACAGGGUCAAAAAAGGACAGAAACCCACUCAGAGAGCCUCACUGAUCUUACGAGAUGAUCCCCAACCUUCAGAACUCAGCUCGCUAUCUGACAGCCUCACUCUGGAUGAUGAUGAUGAGCUUGGCUCCCAGAGGCAGCGGUCUCGUUCAGUCCAAUACUCCCCCAGACCACACCACGCAGACACUCUGGAUGCUCAUUACAACAAAGACAGACGAGCUUCUACCAAUGACCAGCUCGCAGACAGCAGAUUACAUUAUGACCAAGACCAGGAAGCACACCAUUACAGUCACAAUGACACCUUAUCAGUCUACAGCAGCCCAUGUAAAGCAGCUUCCAGGCAGCCACGUGAUGCCCGAAGCAUGCCACCCACUCCCCUCCUCACCCGCAACGCAUACAGCAGCACACAGCUGAGAUCAGAGGAUUCUCCACAACACUUCCGCCAGCGUAGCGGGAGUCUGGAGUCACAGUCUCAGCUCAUGAUCGAGACCAAACCAACCAUGCCAACACUGACUGUCCCGUCAGCUCGACGCAGCAACAGCACCGAAAUGCUCGAUGACGGUUCCUCCUACACAAGCCAGUCUAGUGUGGAAUACAGCGUCCCUGGUAACCACACCCACGGGCGCAGAGUGCGCGGGCGCCACAGAAAAGACAUGUACGCCAACACGGGCAGCAUGCCCAACCUGGCUCAGCCAGACACUCGGUGCUAUGCCUACCAGCCUCGGGCUCGGCCCACCACAACAGCCUACUAUGUCACAGGCUAUCCCAACUACCCAGAACCGGAGCCUUACUCCAAUGGAGCCUAUGUUUACGACAAUGAAAUGGAGGGACACUAUAAUGUUAACCCUUCCUACCACCACAGCCAAACAGCUUAUCAAAGCCCCAGUGUGUAUGGUCAGUACGGUAACGACGAGAUAGACGGUGCAUCGCAGAACGUGUACGCCACUAUACGGCCAUCCAGGCAGCGUCCAGUACCUCGAAGCAACGAACAGAUCAACAAGAACAUCCAGAAGGCCCUGGUGGCUGAACACUUGAGAGGCUGGUACAAACGCAACACUGCACAAAAACAGGCUGCGUACGACUAUGAGUAUGACAGAGGCUCCCAGCAGAGUCUGGGCUAUCCAACCACGCAUGCACCACAAGCCUACAGCAGCAGGAACUUUUCCUACUCGUCAGUGGCCUCCAGUGGAAACUGGCACAGUCACAUGACCGGCAGUGCUAUGCUGGAAUAUGACAUGCCCGUGCAUGCACCGCAGUCUUACUCUUACAGCACAGCCUCCUACGCCCACUCCACCCACAGCAGAUAUGGCGACUCCUGGCACAGCCCUGAUGGCCAAAGGCGCUGUGCCUUUAUCCCUGCUAGUUCUUCCUCCUCUGGUUAUCCUUCCACUUCCUCCCUGCCCUCUUCUUCCUUUCCCUCCUCCUCCCCCUCCUCCUACUACUCCCCUGGCUGUCGGGUCAGGCAGGUGGCCUCCAGCCCUGCGCAGCCACAAUCCUCCAGAGGGCACAGGCUCAGUAAGAUCCUAUAUAGAUGUCAGCCAAAUGGACUCCCACAUCAACAGCCAAAUGCACACUAACAUGGACCCCGAAGAACAGCUUUACUGGCAUGAAGACUCAAAACCAGGAACAAUAGUUUAGCCGGAUACCUUACAACUGUGCAAAAUCUUCACCUUGACAAAACGUCACUGUGCCUUAAACUGCACUUACCUGUUUUGUAAUUUCCUUGUAAAAGGAACCCAAAGAAUGAAGGAAUUUAACUUCUGUGGAACUCAGCACGUUAAAUGAAGUAUUCUCAUUUCUGUAUCUCUUGAACGCAGUUGCCAAACUGAUGCCCAUCCCUGUAUUUUAAAUCACAACAAGAACCCCAUUGGGGUGUCUAAUCAUGGGGUUGCGAGUGUUUGUAGUGAUGGGACCUGUGCACUGAAACUAUACCAAGCCCUGCAGUGGACUGAAUGGUAUAGCAAAGGGUAUAGCAUUACUCUUUAGAGAUACUGAACCAAGGACUAAAACUGUCUCUAAGAGGAUACCGAGCGGCAAUGAACAAAGAACAUGACUGAUCCUGUUGUGCUACUUGCACACACAUAUGAACACUGUAACCAUGAAGGAUUAGACACGGAUUUAUAAGGUCAUUAAUGAAGCACUGAACUCGUUAAAUAGGAGUCGAGAGAAAAGGCUACUUCCUGGAACAUUCUGCAGUCACCUGAUCCACGUUUCUAUUACAACAUCUGUUACCGUUCCGGUCUCUACACUCGUUUGUCAUUUACAAAGUAUUCAGUUUGCUUCACUGUCAGUACUUACACCAUAAUUAAGCCAAAUGCUUAUUUGUUGCACCACUUAAGUAUUACCUGAGUCACCAGUUUCGAAUAUUACUGCCUCUGUGGGAAGACAGAAAAUCCAGUUUUGUUUUGUUUUGAACAUGGUUAUUUCAUCCAUGCUGGAAAUCAUGGACUGGUGCUCCGAAUUUCUCUCAAGAGAUUAAAACUGUGUAAAUGUUGGUAUGUAAAUACACUGGCUUAGUCUUUUUUUAUUAUUUUAGAGCAUUUUUAUGUAUUUGAAAAGCAUGUAAUAUAUAGUAAACAAUUAUUGUUAAGCUGGUUCUUAGUAAUUUGUAUAAUUGCAAUGGUUUGGAUUAAAAAAAUUG